Messenger RNA from Closterium sp. NIES-65, 474 nucleotides. Lineage: Eukaryota; Viridiplantae; Streptophyta; Zygnematophyceae; Desmidiales; Closteriaceae. The record is from the annotation of a GenBank genome assembly.
GAACGCAGGGAGCACUACAGACGAUUGCUGCCACCUGAGCCGGGAGCUGACGUGGCGAGCGAGGAGAGGGCGGUGGUGGCGGUGCGGCUUCCAGACGGGAUGGUGUGCAGGCGGGAGUGGCGGAGAGCAGACACUGUGGGGGACGUCUAUAACUGGCUGCACACGCUCCCCCAAAAGGACCUCCUCCCCUUCCCCCUCUCCCGGGCGGCUCUCACCACCACCUUCCCCCGCCGCUUGCUGCCCCGCGCUGCCUUUGUCUCCAUCUCCCUAGCGCAUGCAGACCUGUGCCCACGAGCAGUGCUGGUGGUGGAAGAGGAGGCAGACCUGUUUCCACGAGCAGUGCUGGUAGUGGAAGGGGAGGUUGAUGAGAAUGAGGGAGAGGGGCAGGGGAAUGUGAGAAUGAGAUUGGGCGGGCAGAGGAACGAGAAUGAGGGCGAAAAGGCGGGAAAAUGUGGGGGAAGGGCAGCGGUAUGA